AUGGCCGACGCGGUAGUCCAGCUGAAGUGCGGUGUGAAGAAUGACGACUGGGGAAAGAAAGGAAAAAACUCAAUUGUGGCUCAAUUAUGGUCCAAAACGCCGGGAAAUCCUGGAAUCGACGAGUCCAAGCACUACUCCGAGAUGUGGAUGGGUACGUAUCCGUCGAAUCCAUCUUACCUCUUGUCUACGGGUGAACAACUGGGUGAUUACAUCAAGAAGAACCCGCAGUUCGUGGGCAAGUCAGUCCUGGAUCGAUUCGGACCUGAGAUUCCAUUUUUGCCCAAGAUCCUCUCGUUCUCCAAAGCACUCCCCCUCCAGAUCCAUCCAGACCUGAAACUCGCGGAAAGGUUGCACAAGGAAGACCCAAAGAAAUACGGCGACAACAACCACAAGCCCGAAAUCGCCGUCGCCCUCUCCAAGUUCGAGCUCUUCGCCGGCUGGAAACCACUGAAGGACAUCCAAGCUCUCUUCAAACUCAAACCUCUAGAGCAAUUCGUGCCUAAUUCACGCACCACCUUUGACGAUGAAACCCUACGAAAAGUAUGCAUGUCUCUACUCAGUGCUCCUCCAACCGAAGUAUCCACGACAAUCAAAGAGCUACAAAGCCUCCCAGAGUCGCAAUUCGGUUCUGAGCCAUACAUCCCUGGACUCCUGGACCGACUUAGCAAGCAAUACACCGACACAGACAAUGGCAACCUCGUCGCCGCACUGUUAAUGAACUAUCUCACCCUCGGCCCAGGAGACUCCGUCUUCGUCCCCGCAGAUGGUAUCCACGCCUACCUGGAAGGCGACAUAGUCGAAUGCAUGGCCCGCUCCGACAACGUCAUAAACACCGGCUUCUGUCCCGUCGCACAGCGCGACAGCGUCGAGCUAUUCGGACAAGCGCUCACAUUCGUUCCCCAUGAUGCCCAGGGGGCACUUUUACCCCGACGCAAGAGUGAUAAAGGCGUGCAGGGUCGGACGGAUGUGUAUGCGCCGCCGAUUAGUGAGUUUUCGGUGCUUGUUACGACGCUGGGGGCGGGCGAGACGGAGACGCAUAAGGCAAUUUUGGGUCCAAGUUUGUUGAUUGUUACUAAGGGGUGUGGGGAGAUGAAGGUUCCGGGGGAUAGGACUGUGGAGGUGAAGGAGGGGUUUGUUUUCUUUGUUGGGCAGGGAGUUGCGCUGGAUUUUGGGACGGAGAAGGGAUUGGCUGUUUACCGCGCGUAUGCGGAGUAG
Molecule: messenger RNA, 1215 nt
Organism: Penicillium subrubescens
Lineage: Eukaryota; Fungi; Ascomycota; Eurotiomycetes; Eurotiales; Aspergillaceae
Exons: 4
Coding region: 1-1215 (404 amino acids)
Biological process (GO): carbohydrate metabolic process; GDP-mannose biosynthetic process
Cellular component (GO): cytosol
Molecular function (GO): mannose-6-phosphate isomerase activity; zinc ion binding
Source: RefSeq, a predicted model, not a curated record